GGCCCUGUGUGGGAACAGGUAUAUAAGGAGCCAGGCUCAUUGCCGGAGUCACAUCGCCCUGUUCCGUCUCACCAAUCCUGCAGAGAUGAAGUACUUGGUGUUUGUGCUCCUGGUGGCUGCCGCUUGCGCUUCUGAGGUGGAGAAGCGAGAGGCGGAGCCAAGUCGCGCCUUAAGCUAUGGCCAUGGUGUCCACCACCACGCCUACUACCCCCGUACCUACUACCACCCUUACCACACCUACCACAAGAGGUCUGCUGAGCCUGAGGCUGAAGCCGAACCCUCUUACAGUUCCUCCAAUUACUACCGUUCCUAUUCGUACGGCUACCAACCACAUCACUACAUUCCCUCCAUCCACCACCACCACAAGAGGUCUGCUGACCCCGUUGCUGAGGCUGAAGCCAGCUACGGCUACAGGUCAUACCACCCGGUGCAUUAUCACUCCUACCAAUACACCCCUUACACUCACAGCCACUACAAGAGAUCUGCCGAGCCAGAAGCUAAUCCAGGUUUCAGCUAUGGCCACCACCACCAGUCCGUGUACCGUCCCUACCACAGCGGAGCUCACUAUGGUUACGGUUACCGCGCUUACCAUCACUAAGGUACUGGGAGGUUAUAUGCCCUGAAGUUAUCUGAAGGAGCUUUAUAUUGAAAAUUGAUUUACAAACAAUAAAGUCAGUCUAAACGAA
Messenger RNA from Penaeus monodon (black tiger shrimp), 686 nucleotides. Its product is annotated as histidine-rich glycoprotein-like. The transcript has 2 exons. The record is from RefSeq and is a predicted model, not a curated record. Lineage: Eukaryota; Metazoa; Arthropoda; Malacostraca; Decapoda; Penaeidae. Bases 86 to 598 code for a protein of 170 amino acids.